Alternaria rosae is the source of this 639-nucleotide messenger RNA. RefSeq lists its product as uncharacterized. The annotation marks the transcript as partial. The record is from RefSeq and is a predicted model, not a curated record. Lineage: Eukaryota; Fungi; Ascomycota; Dothideomycetes; Pleosporales; Pleosporaceae. The transcript has a single exon.
CUAGCUAAGGAUGAGCAUUAUGAUAAGCUUAAGGAGUGUUUAGGCGCUUUCUCUAUGAAGUUUGGGCUGCCUUGUAAGCAUACACUUCACCGUCAACUUAACGAGCCCAGGGGACUUGUUAUUGAUCUAAAAGACGUUCACCAACACUGGUGGUAUCACCCGCCGCGCGCACGCGGUGAGGAGGUGCAAGACGAACGAUAUAUACUUAAUCCUGAAAAGAUAAGGCCUAAAGGACGCCCACAGGGUUCCACAACAGUCACCUUGCCUUCGACACAAGCCUCUCAAAGCCUCCGCGGACGCCAAGCUCAACGUCAACCCCGAGAAAAGACGAGGAACGAACACGUACAAGCUACCCAGCAAACCCAGCAAGCUAAGGAAGCUUCUGACGACGAUAUAGAGCCUCGCCGAGGCAACCGACGUCGUCAGCCAACCCAGAAGGUCCUGGAGAACCUGCAGGACCCAGUUGAGAUAUCCUCUGCCGAAGAAAGCAGUUCUGACGAUGAGGUAGUCGUCCAGGAGGUUUCAGUUACCCGUACAGCCAAGAGGGUCGUCAGGAAGGUUACCAAGAAGCUAACAGCUGAUGAUCGUAUCCUUGGUGUACUUGAAAAGGUUCUAGCAAGCCAGGCGGAGCUUUCCAAG